AUGAACACCACUCUUUCCAUUAUUUCCAUAGAGCGAACUGAAGCUUCUAUAAAUCAGCUCAAUCUACCAUUCGACGAUGAUGAAUCGGCCGCGCUCUUCCGCGCGUUCACCAACCAGGAUUGGGAAGGGCUUGGACCAAACUCUGGGCUGCACAACAAUAACACUUCAGAUGAGGCAGGUACGAUAAAGCUUUUAAAUGACGUGGACCGCACUCUUUCUCCACUACCGUUCAUUACUCUCGACAUAUCAGAUCAUGAGAUAAGCAUGCACACCAAUACCAACAGUGAUGGCUCCAGAUCGACUACCGAACUACCUGAGUCUACGACGGACACUGACUCGGUUAUUGAGAGGAGCCAAGCAAAGUCAUCCACGCCGCCCACGCCGAAAGUUCCAACGCCGCCCUCCACACCAGGCCCUCCAUGUCUUGGAGUCCCGUCUGCCGCCAGCCCGUCGAUUUCUUAUUCAAGGCCUAUGCAUGGCUGUCUGGAACAAAGCUCCUACCUGACCACAGGCUUCCAAGCUCCAGGACUUGCCCAAAUUUUUGGAUUCCCUGUACCGGCACCAAUGCAUAAUGUUACGGAGUAUCCUGGACAGCCGCCAAUAUUUCAUCCACUGGUCUACCCGCCACCGCCUCCAAACUAUCACUUAAUGGAGUAUUACGGCCAGUUUUCACCUUAUAAUCAAAUCAUGUAUCCCCCUGUUGGGUUCCCACCAGUACAGUUCUAUCCAACUAUUCCACCUGCAGUUUCUCCACCUCGGGUACCCACACAACCUUGUCGACCUGCGCCUCCAAAGAGAACAUUUGAAUUCAUUGACCCAACUGUACCUGCGGACUUUGUCGCCAACCCAAAUAAUCACGGUCGAUGGCAGUACGACCAAAAUGGCAACAGACAUUACCUGAAUGCACCAAAGAAUAAGAAACCGCGUGUUCGCGCAGAGUGA
Molecule: messenger RNA, 942 nt
Organism: Penicillium macrosclerotiorum
Lineage: Eukaryota; Fungi; Ascomycota; Eurotiomycetes; Eurotiales; Aspergillaceae
Exons: 1
Coding region: 1-942 (313 amino acids)
Source: RefSeq, a predicted model, not a curated record